Porites evermanni is the source of this 3263-nucleotide messenger RNA. Lineage: Eukaryota; Metazoa; Cnidaria; Anthozoa; Scleractinia; Poritidae. The record is from the annotation of a GenBank genome assembly.
AUGAUAAAGUUUAAGUCUGGAAAAUGCAUGCUCACGUGUGUUGGUUCUGCGAUACUCUUGCUUACGGCCAUUUAUCCUUGGAUCCAAGAUCAUGAAGAUGUUGAGUGGACGGCUCCUUCGUUUUCUACUAAUUCUCCUUCGAAUAUCUCAGAUGCAGGUAAGCCACUUAAUAAAAAGGAAUAAACACUGCACGAAAAAUUGGAUUUACACAAAUCUACUCCGUGCAAAUAUAUGUUGCAAAAAAGUGCAAACUAGGGGGAAAUUAAAAGCAAAGAUGGAUGGUAAAUACCGCAUUUGCUUUCCAGUUUACCAUCUUUGCUCUUUAUUUAACCUUAGUUUGAAUUUUUUUGCACCAAAUUUACACUGAGUAAAUUUGGUGUAAAUCCAAUUUUUCGUGCAGUGGAAACGACACAAAACAAACUACAAACGCAGUAUUUACGAAGGAUCGGGCUUUAAAAAUUUCAUCGGAUUGUAAUUAAUUGCCACUAAUUAAUGACAAUUAUUAUUAUUCAUUCAUAAUAUUUCCCCAAUUCUGAUUGGCUAAAAGCAAACGCAUAAAUCACCAUAACCAGUUACUGAUGACCAAAUUUGAAAGAAUUUUGUGUUUAACGAGGAAAUGACGUCAAAAAUGCAGCCCACUACAGGUUAAGGCACCGUUACCGAGAAGACCUGGGGACGAGGUUGAGUUGUUUUGGUUGUGAAAAAAAAAAUGGCGGACAUCGAAGGCCUUGGUGGAUAACACCCUCCUCGAUCUGCUUAAUUCUUCAUAUCCUACUCAGCCUAAUUCAUUAAUUGCUAAUUUAUUUAUUUGUUUACACCACUCAAAAUUUCUAUUAUUCUCCCAAACAUCACAUGUAACCUUUCGGUCUGCUCAGUAACAUUGAACCAUAACUGCAUUCCUGGAAGCCUUCCAGAUAAUGAACUCAAGCUUUAUGAGCUUUACGAAGGAGUGGAAACCUUCCUUAUGUUCAUUGGAUAUCCGAGAAGUUCGCACAGCCUUAUGGGAGCAAUCUUGGACGCACAUCCACACAUAGUAAUUCCACAUGAAUAUCACAUAGUUAAUCGAUGGAGUAUUUACCAGGACGAAGCACUUAUAAAUACUGGCAUGCAAAAAUACCUUCUCUUCUAUAAUCUUCACUCACUUUCAACUUGGCAAGCCGUUUUUGGCAAUCGAGCAAAGAAACCUGUUUUCCUUGAUGAUGGAAUCUAUUCUUACAAUGUACCAGGUGCAUGGCAGGGAACUUUCAGCGGCAAAAUUAAAGUAAGCACAAAUGCUUUUAUUUUUUACCUUUUUUCCAGUUUUGAUAAAAAGUCUUGUUUUUAUAAGUUACGAAAUAUCAUUAACUAGAGGUAUUUUCAAGACAUACAAAAAAAAAACCCGCGUGUAAGAGCCAAGUGGUUCAAGAACCAUCUGGCGAAAAAUUGAUUCCAAAAAAUAUAAGAACCUGUUAAGCCAAGCAAGAUAAACAGAUUCUUAUGUGUCGAUUAUUUAUUUAUUUUAUUUCGUUUUGUAUUAUAAAGCUCUUGCUGUAGAGAUAACGCCUGAAAUAGAUUCUGUAUCAGUUUAGUUGGCUUAUUUUAUACAAUGCAGCUGAUGAAUAAUGAAUACGCUAUGUUUGAUGACCAAACCCAAAUCUCUCUCUUUUUCUAGUAAUCAACAACUAUAUCACCUUGUUCAUAGAAAUUAAUUCUACUUUAAAGCCUUAAUUGCCAAUAACUACACCAAAAUACAAGAACCUAUAUUUUUGUGCAGUCUUCAAAAAAUGUAGGUUUGACUACACGUGGAUUUGACUGAAACGUACAAUUAAUGAAAUAGUUUAAUUACUUUAGGUUAUUGGUGACAAAAAAGGAGGUGGAACUACCAUGGAACUAUUUGAAAAACCGCACAAGUUUCAUACUCUAAAAGAAAUCAACAAAACCGUUGGGAUUCCCAUGAAGUUCAUUCACGUUGUAAGAAAUCCUUUUGAUGUUAUCUCGACUUGGGUUCUGAGACUUUUUAAUUCAAGACUUCGAGUCAACGAUGGAAUAACUAAGGUAAAAGAGAAACGUUUGAUAGCAAUCAAGAGAGGAUAGAACAUAAGCUAGUGGAUUUCAUAUAGUAUAGGCCUUAGCUUAUAACUCUACAGAUAAAUUUCUCAUGGAUUAUUUGAGAUCAAUUAAGAUUCACGUUUUAAAACCUGAAAGCAGCUGAUCAUAGAGUAAUUAAUCUGUUACUAUCUGCCGUUGAUUUCAGAAAAAAAAGGUACCUUCCUUACAUAAUUCCAGCCGGUUAUAGCUUCUGAACUGGCUGCACAACAUGCAGCAAACAUCAAGGUCAAAGGUCACUGUAAGUUUGUUGGUCUCUCUUUUCCUGCUACAACGGAGGCCAAAAAUCCUGCAAAAAUCCAAUUGCAGUUAUUGAAAACCUUCCUUUAAAUAGCGGCAAAAGAUCAAAUAUGCAAAGAACGUAACAUAGUAUCCACCUUUGCAAUAGUUCGGAUGCAUCUAACGGCCCUACCCUCCCCCUUCAAGCUAUGUUGGGAUAGACAAACACUUUUCAGGACCGGGUAAAGUGGACAGGGUGUGCAAAAUACAACAUUGCUUGGGGGUAAGGAAGGAAGGGAGACAGUUUAAGUCGUAUCGUGUUAAGUGCCCCACGACGUUUGACCUCCAUUACAGGGGGGAUCUCUCAGAAGGAUUAUAUGACCUGCCCGGUUGUUCAAACAUUGGAUAGCGCUCAUUAUCAAUCGGAUAAUUAUUAGGGAAACGCGCUACCCACUGAAUAGGAAUUUAUCUGGUGAAUAUAAUAGCGGUAUCCUCCUUUGAAAAACUGGGGCCAGAUCUCAUUCCUUCCUUUCGGCCGUAAGAGACCUUUGCUAGCGCUGAGGGGAAAUCCUCCUUCUUAUCAACUUUCAUUUUGGGAAGUUGAGCUAUUUUCUCUUUUUUCUAUGAAUUAGAUCAACAAACCUCAGGCUCUGGACAAGUUCAUUACCUCAUACUUCCAGUUAACUGACACCAAUGAGAGAAUCAAGCAACUUUACGGAAAUGCUGUUUUAGAUGUCGUGAGCGACGAGCUGUUGUUUAAGCCAAUGGAAACCUUGCAAACGAUAUGCGGUUUCCUUAGCGUUUCGUGUGAAGAACACUACCUUGCUCAAGUGGAAAGGAUACUCUAUAAGAAGCCUUCUGAUACAAGAAACACAGUUGUAUGGACUAAGGAGCAGAAAGACAGAGUUCACACGGAAAUGCAGAAAUAUUCUUUUUUGCGUCAAUUUACCUUUGACUGA